AUGUGUAGUACAGAUAAUAAAGAUAAACAGCAAUUCAUAAAUCUACCAUUUAUAUUAUUAAAUAAAAUAAUAAACAAUUUAGAUGAAAGUAUAGAUAGAAUCAGUUUCAGUUUAGUUUGUAAAAGAUGGUUUGAUAAUCGUAAUAAAUAUCUUUGUUUCAACAAUGAAACAUUUAUGAGUUCAAGUUCUUUCGAUAUUUAUAAAAACUUUACAUUGAAUUCAUAUAAAGAGUUAUUUCAACUAUCAAUCAAUCAAAGUAUAAAUAAAAAACAUCUUGUACUUAUUGUUGAGAAAGAUGAAAUACAAGAGUACAUUGUUUUUCUGAAGCUUUUUAAAAUUAGACCAAAUUCAGUCGAGAUUGUUCAAACUAGUGGUAUAGAAAUGUUACCUUCCAACAUCAAGCAUAUCAGUGUGGUUGGUAAAUUCUCAUUUAAAGCUCAGAUAUCAUCGGUUUAUACAAAUACAUUCUCAACACUUCAACAUUUAGAAACAUUGGAUCUAUCUAGGGUUUCAUUGAGCAAUAAUGAUAAAAUUGGACCACUUCCAACAAGUUUAAUCAGUAUCUCAAUUCCUGUAAACAGAAAUUUUCAAUUCGAUGAUAUUAUAAACAGUUGUAAUCAUUUACCAAAUUUAAAGUUUAUCGAUUAUGGUUCGUUCAAUAAUGAUGGUAACCAACGAUUAAACAACACAUCGAUCAAAUCAAUCAAAUUGAAUCGAUCAACGAAAUUAACAGAUCAGUCAAUACCUGCAUCAGUGGAAAUAAUAGAUUUCAAUGAUUUUCGAUUAAAAGUAGAACAAAAUGUUUGGCCACCUUCAAUUCAAUCGAUAUCAAUCGACACUGCAUUCAUAGAUGCCAAUGAUAACUUGAUGAACAUUCCAUCAAGCAUUAAAAACAUUACAAUCACCAAUGAACAAUUUACAUUUAACAUCAGAAGAUUAGAUCAACAAUUCAUAUUAUUAUAUGCUAAUAAUAUAUUGAAUAUCGACUCUGCAAUUCUGAAUAUUAAUUGUUUAACAAAUUAUUUAAAAAAUGCAAUUAAAUAA
Molecule: messenger RNA, 1044 nt
Organism: Heterostelium album PN500
Lineage: Eukaryota; Evosea; Eumycetozoa; Acytosteliales; Acytosteliaceae
Exons: 2
Coding region: 1-1044 (347 amino acids)
Source: RefSeq, a predicted model, not a curated record